Molecule: messenger RNA, 1341 nt
Organism: Aphanomyces astaci
Lineage: Eukaryota; Oomycota; Saprolegniomycetes; Saprolegniales; Verrucalvaceae
Exons: 2
Coding region: 1-1341 (446 amino acids)
Source: RefSeq, a predicted model, not a curated record
AUGCCUCGCCGAUACAGCUUGCAAGACUCGCAGAGCCCUUCACAGCCAACACCCCAGCCCACCCAACAACCAUCGCAUGUAAACACACGUGCAUUCACGCGGGGCAUGGCCUUGCUUGAGGACCUCGAGCAACAGCGCCGCGACAAACUCGCUCGAUUCACGACUGUGCGCCAAGAGGAGCCCGAUGAGGAUGCAGACUCCAACUCCCCCAUCUACGACGCCUUUCUCUCAACCCAAGGUCCCGAAGGCAUAUUCUCCCUCACGAACUUUUCGCCGUCUGAGUUCGAUCUUUUGUGGGCUGACCUGCGCCAUUUCGUGUCCAAGAACUGGAACGUUGGGUCUGGACGAAAGUCCGAGGUGUCAGCAAGGGACCUCCUCCUUAUGAUGCUUGCGUCGAUGAAGCACUGUGGCAACUGGGACGUCGUGGCCCUUGUCUUCUCGCAGAAACCUCCCACGUUCGAGAAGCGCGUCCUUGGGUACAUCAAGGCCGUUCACCCCUUCUUCAUGCGGUCCUACGUCGCUCAGCUUGCCGAGCAGUGGUCCAUGAAGAACCUGAUCGCAUCAGGGAAUCAAUUUAAGAACUUCCCGUUCGCUCGAUACGCCACCGACGUCACGUUUCAACAAACAAACACUCCAUUUGGCUCGUACGCCGAGAAGAAGCAUUACUACAGUGGGAAGCACUCGCUCUACGGUCACAAAGUCGAAAUCUCGGUCGUCCCAAAUGGCUUUGCCAUCUUUUGCACAGAGCACUACAAAGGAAGUAUCUCGGACAAGACCAUCUUCGAUGAGAACGUCGAUGUGCACAAAGCAGGCCUCGCCAAGCAGCAGGACGAGACCCUUCUUGCGGACCCAAACCGUGAACACACUUCAUGGGCUGUGCUUGCGGACAAGGGUUACCAAGGCAUACAGCAUGAAUACUCCACGAUCGUCCAGUCGACCAACAUUAUGUCCUCCACCAACACCGCAGCCCACCAGGCGGUCCUCGCCCUUUUGCGUCGCGCUUUUGACGACAAGGAUACCGCGCUACUCCUUGGAGGGAUGACUCCCGAUAACCAAACUCGCCUUGUAGAAGGCAUUGGUAGCACGAUUGAUCUCUCAGUUGCCGAAGCUACGGCCGCCCAGAAGGCAUUGGAAGAACAAGUCGCCCAAAUGUCUUCGCACCGGCGAAACCUUGAAGAUUCUCUUCGCAUCGCUCGCGAGAAAAUCGCGACCCUAGAAGACCAAGCCUCCACCAUGUCGCCCAUGGUUGCACCCUCCAAGAUUCUCUCCGAAUCGCUCACGAUGAGAUCGCGGGCCUCACGCGCGCUUCGGAGUUGGAAGCACCAUCGACUUCUCGCCUGA